Messenger RNA from Fusarium odoratissimum NRRL 54006, 1375 nucleotides. RefSeq lists its product as uncharacterized. Bases 593 to 1375 code for a protein of 260 amino acids. The transcript is spliced from 2 exons. The record is from RefSeq and is a predicted model, not a curated record. Lineage: Eukaryota; Fungi; Ascomycota; Sordariomycetes; Hypocreales; Nectriaceae.
CAGAAUAUAAAGAAGACAAUUCUUCAUGCCUUGGCAAUUUCCUUCUUCUCAAUCAGUCAUCAUCUCGAAGGAGCUACCAAAACCGGUCGUUCAGUGACCUCAUUACAGCUCAGCCAAGACAUCCGCUUGUUCUUUGCUGUUUAGCGGUCGAUCGUCGCCCCAAUCCUUCUGGAAAGAGCGACAUCAUCAUUUCUGUUUACCUCAUUCGCCCCUUGAACCUCAUCAUAGAAGGUCAACCCCGUGAUCUUCUGUCGUUGUUGCCCCCGUCACAGCCUCCGAAUCUAGAGGAGAAGGCACGCCUUGUGGAUCCUUGCAAUUACCCCCGUCAUCAAUUCAGUCUUACUUACCCUUCCUCAAUUCGGAUUUCGGGUAUUAAACCUUGGAACUGCCCACUUCGGACUGUUCCAUCUUGUUACAUCCCCAAACUCAAACUCACGACUUUUUUUGUUUCUCGUCGGUUUGGCAUCUUCUAAUCCGAAAUCUUUUGGUCUUCGCUUGACUCUGGUUUCCAAUUCACAAUCGACACUUCUUUGUUUCAUCUAGCCUACACCUACCUGCAUCCUUUCGUCAUACCAAGACAGCUUGGCCCACAAUGAGACCAGACUUCGCAGUCGUGCUAUUCGCCCUCAUCACAUCAACGGUCGCGUCGGCCGUCAAUGUACCCCGUCACAUAAAGCGCAUCGAGUCUGAACCCAGCGCUGAUGAGCACGAGCUUUACAAGCGUCGUGGCGGCGGUGGUGGUGGAGGACGCGGAGGUUCCAGCGGCGGAGGUUCAAGAGGAUCAUCUGGCAGUGGCAGCAGAGGUUCAUCAGGCAGCGGUGGCUCCGGCGGCGGCGGUUCUCGCGGUGUCGGUCCUCAGCCCAGCUUCGCAGGCGGUCGAUACUACCCCGGUGGUUCAUCACGACCUUACAAGUCCGGCGGUUCAAGUCCCGGAAGAAUUGCGCCCUACGCUCUAGGUGGUGCUGCUCUGGCAUUCUGGCCUGGCGUUUGGCUCUACGGUGCAUAUAUGUAUCCUUACUCGCAUCCCUACCAUUAUCACAACGACACCAGCGAUGAGGACGAAGAGCGUGAUGUCCUCUGCGGAUGCUCGCGAUACGAGUACUGCGCAUGCGACGACAACAACAGCACCCAAUACUUCGACGAACUCAUCGGAAACGGAAGCUACGACGCACUCAACAAGUCCAUCGUCAAUGUCGCAGAGGUCAACGGCACAAUGACAAUCCUCAUCAACGGAACUCUGCCUAACGACACAGCCCUUCCUGACGAGAAUGCAUCAGACAAUGGAGCAGUAUCAAGACGACAUUACCCCUCCCUGGAGAAAAUGGGCUGGGUAGGUAUACUCUCCAUCGUCUUGACAACAGUCCUUUAUGUCUAG